UUCAUGAGCAUCCAAUUUUCUUUAUCUAUAUAUAUACGUUACUACAGCACCCACCUUCGUUGUGUUCUAUUUCUCUACACCAAUUUUUUUUCUUUUUUUUGCUUUUAAUUUCAUUUUGAUUUCUUAUAGUGUUUAAGUUUCGCUUUCAUACCUUUUGUUUGGAUCCCGUCGAUCGCCAGUCCAUGGCGGAGCACCAAAAGAUUCAUCCAGUCCACGACGUCGAAGCACCGCCCACGGCGGCUCCCACUGACCCUUUAGUGCCGCAUGGAACAGAAAAAUCCGACGCCGGAGCGCCACGCACGGCGGAGACUGCCGUUCAAUAUCCACCGUUCAAGCGAACGAUUCCGGUGAUGCACUCGAAGCCACCGAAGAAGAGGAGAAGCUGUUGCUGCAGAUGCCUCUGUUGGACGAUCUCGAUUUUAGUCGUCCUCCUGAUUUUGAUCGGAAUCGUCAUCGGGAUCCUGUACCUAGUGUUCCGGCCGAAGCUGCCGGAAUACUCAAUCGACAAAUUGCAAGUGACGCAGUUCACGCUUAGUGGAAACGACCGAUUAGACGCGACUUUCAACCUAACUCUGACCACUACGAACCCUAACAAGAAAAUCGGAAUCUAUUACGAAGGAGGGAGCCAUAUAAGCGCGUGGUACACGGAAACGAAGCUUUGCGAAGGGGCUUUACCGAGAUUUUACCAAGGCCAUCGGAAUAGGACGGUGCUGAACGUGCCGUUGGUCGGAGUGACGGAAAACGCCACCGCGCUUUUCACGACGCUGCAGCAGCAGCAGCAACAAACAGGAAAUAUUCCCUUGAAUCUGAAUGUGAGGCAGCCGGUGAGGAUAAAGCUGGGUAGCUUGAAGCUGAUGAAGGUGAAGUUCUCGGCCACCUGCAGACUGUUGGUUGAUAGCGUUUCAGCGAAUAACGAUAUCGUCAUUAAAAACAGUAGCUGCAAGUUCAAGCUCAGGCUAUGAAAUACCAGCUCCUUUUUUGUACGGUGCAUUUAUUAUUAUUAUUUUUUUAAUUACUAUUCGCGUUUUUUCAGUUAAUUAUUAUUCUUUUUUAGUUUUUAGUAUAUGUAUAUUAUUGUAAUUUUCUUUUUCCUUUUCCUGAUACUGAUACACGGUGCAGACUAGUAAUUACUGAAAAUAAAUCAUAUAUGACGUGAGCAUAUUUGAAUAAGAUACUAUUACAGUUCAAUA
Messenger RNA from Benincasa hispida (wax gourd), 1190 nucleotides. Its product is annotated as NDR1/HIN1-like protein 6. NCBI's taxonomy places the organism in Eukaryota, Viridiplantae, Streptophyta, Magnoliopsida, Cucurbitales, Cucurbitaceae. Gene Ontology annotation, biological process: defense response to other organism. The record is from RefSeq and is a predicted model, not a curated record. Gene Ontology annotation, cellular component: plasma membrane.